AUGCACUGCGGCUGCGGGGCCCAGGGCGUCCCUGUCGCGGGCAGCUCCUGGAUCUCAGGCUUGGCCUUCCCGGACUGGGCCUACAAAGCCGAGUCGUCCCCAGGCUCCCGGCAGAUCCAGCUGUGGCACUUCAUCCUGGAGCUGCUGCAGAAGGAAGAGUUCCGCCACGUCAUCGCCUGGCAGCAGGGGGAGUACGGCGAGUUUGUCAUCAAGGACCCGGACGAGGUGGCCCGCCUCUGGGGCCGCAGGAAGUGCAAACCACAGAUGAAUUACGACAAGCUGAGCCGGGCCCUCAGGUAUUACUACAACAAGAGGAUCCUGCACAAGACCAAAGGCAAAAGGUUCACGUACAAGUUCAACUUCAGCAAGCUGAUUGUCGUCAACUACCCUCUGUGGGAGGUGCGGGCACCACCUUGCCCCCUGCUGCUGGGGGCCCCUGCCCUGUUUCGGCCAGCCCUGGUGCCCAUGGGCACGCACGGCGAGCUCCUGCACAGCGCGCUGCUCGCCCGUUGGGCCACAGUGGAGCAGCUGGCCGGGCAGCGGACCCCCCGAGGGCCGCCAGAGGCCUCCGAGGAUAAGAAGGGGAGCGGCAGCAGUGCCCCCCGCCUUGGCUCUCUCCCAGCCCCCUGCCAGCUUGGCCCUUGCUGCCUUCUGGGGAGCCCCCGAGAGGAGCUGCUGGGUCUGGCCUCCUUGGCCCCUCCUCUCCUGCCUUCCCUCCCUUCCGACUGGACCCGCCUCUCAGGUCCCUUCCUGCCCCCUGUCCCCCCAGAGGGGCUGAUCCCGGGGACCUCCAAGCCAGACACCCUGCUGCCAGGGCCCGGCUGCCCCCCAGCGACCCACCACUUUCCGGGGCUCCCCCUGUUGGCUGGGCUGGGACAGGGGGCCGGCGAGAGGAUCCGGCUUUUGCCCCUGAGGCCCCCGGGGCUGGAGGUAAAGCCCUAUCCCAUGAUGGGGGCAAAGGGAGGCCUGGACCCCAGGGAGGGCUUCUCCUCAGAGAUACACAGACCCAAAGUCGGGGACGAAAGCCCCAUGUCCCCCCAUCUGGAGAACUUCAAGGCAGUGUGGCCCUUGGAUCCUCCUUAA
Molecule: messenger RNA, 1083 nt
Organism: Lynx canadensis (Canada lynx)
Lineage: Eukaryota; Metazoa; Chordata; Mammalia; Carnivora; Felidae
Product: ETS translocation variant 3-like protein
Exons: 5
Coding region: 1-1083 (360 amino acids)
Biological process (GO): cell differentiation; regulation of transcription by RNA polymerase II
Cellular component (GO): nucleus
Molecular function (GO): DNA-binding transcription factor activity, RNA polymerase II-specific; sequence-specific DNA binding
Source: RefSeq, a predicted model, not a curated record